Molecule: messenger RNA, 447 nt
Organism: Parascedosporium putredinis
Lineage: Eukaryota; Fungi; Ascomycota; Sordariomycetes; Microascales; Microascaceae
Source: the annotation of a GenBank genome assembly
AUGGUGCUGCCCCCGCGCAAAAUGGACAUCCGCUUCCUCGUACUGACGGGCGGUUUCUCGCUAUCGACGGACCAACUGCUCAAGAAAUACACGGGGCAGGGUAUCUACGAGCGGUUCACAACGCGCGCGGGCUCUGUCUUCGACACGGGCCUACCGGAGAAGGCGCGUGAGACGCAGAGGCGGUUGCGUGAGGAGAAGGCGCGGGUCGAGGCGCAGCUAUCCGACGAGGAGAGGAAGAGGCUGGAGGAGAGCCGGAGACCAUCUGGUUUGAGGGGCCUAUUCGCGGCGGAUGAAGGGGACGGGUGGAAGGAGAAGAGACUGGAGGCGCACAGGAAGGGAUUGGAAGAGGGCAAGGGCAUCUCCGACCUCAUCAUGGAGCACAUGACUGAGGCCUUUGGCAAAGAGAAGAAGGAUGGCGAGGAUGAUGGCAAGCAGGAGAAGAAGUAA